Molecule: messenger RNA, 4851 nt
Organism: Anguilla anguilla (European eel)
Lineage: Eukaryota; Metazoa; Chordata; Actinopteri; Anguilliformes; Anguillidae
Product: armadillo-like helical domain-containing protein 4
Exons: 8
Coding region: 389-2791 (800 amino acids)
Source: RefSeq, a predicted model, not a curated record
GCUUAAUGUGACCAUUGCCUCCACGAAAACCUAUGACAAGAAAAAUACACACAGCCAACAUGAACGAACACCCGCCACGACAUUACUCACACGCGCGCACGCUCAAGCAUAUCUACCUCUAGCCUACAUAUUUUAGCAGUAGCUGAGAAACGCAAACGCUAUCCAGUAAGUGCGCUGGAUCUGGUGCGAAUGCAUGCAACGGCUUCUAUAUUUGGAUCAAAAUAAUUCGCGUGCAUCCCGAUCUAAACUAGCCUACUCCGCAAACCAUGCUGUUUUGCAAAAUCUGAUAAAAAUGAACCAGGCGAAAAUACACAUGCAAAACCAGAUGGAUUGGAUGUGAGGUGUCCCUCAGCCCUCUUCAGCCACCAGGCCUGUCUGGCUGUGAAAGAUGGUUUGGUGUGAGAUUCUGUGGGUCUGCCUGCUGGCAGUGGUCAGCCUCUUGGCCAGUGUUAACACGCUCCCACUUUCCCCAUUGGAGGAAAGCAGCCAGAAAGCUGAUAAGCAGCCUGAGGGGGCACAAGGCCUGACAGACAGUGUCCUUGCACCUGCCACACCCAUUUUCCCACUGGUUGCCCUUGACGGGCUGUCACAGAACAUCGUGCCCACCAAUCAGGUGGAGCAGCCUGCCAGUGAUGACUCGUCUGUCCAGUUGCGAGCGAGUGAAGCAAGGCUUCAGGACUCUGGGUGGAGGGUGGAGAGCACUGCGGUUGGCCCUGUUGAAGUGCAUGGGAGAGCUGAAGCUACACUGGCCUCAGUCAGAGCUAGGCUGGGGCGUGAGGGAGAGGCCCCCUUAUUACAGACAGGGGGAGAUGACGGCCGGGAUGUCCUGAUGUUAAAGAAGCCAGGUGACCCACAGGGCCCUGGUGCAGUAAACACCCAAAACCAAAGGAAAGAGAGGAACUCGGAGGAGGGGCCCAAUCAAGGGGUCUUACUGAAUGGAAGGACUUGGGAGUCUCCUGCUGGGUACAGAGCGCCAGAUGGUUUAGGGUCACAUGACACAUCCCAGAAUCCGCACAUCCUUCCUCAAGCAGAGAGGGCAGGCUCGGUGGAUGAGGUAGCCAUCGGCUUUUCCGGAAUUCCUCAGACUCCCUCUGUAGCUAAAGUGCUGGAACCAGGCGGGAUGGCACAGCAGGGCAUCAGCAAUGCGACACUCCAUUUGCUUUCUCCAUCCAUGGCACCUGUCGGACAGGAGCCAAGCAGCGAGGGAGGGAUGCAGGUGGGGCCUCAGGUGACUGUCGCCACCCAAGUAAAGGACCCGGAUUUAUCGAGGGCUCAGAGUCGGGUAGGGCUGCCAGAACUGGAUGCUCUGCUCUCAGCGAGAGAGGAGCCAGGAGUGGAGGGAAAUGAGAGGGGGGCAGAAACAGCAAAGAAACCCCUCAAAAACCGAAUGGGUGUCCCGGGUGGCGGCUUCCAAACCACAACAGCAGCCAGCGGUGAAGCAAUGGCAGGCACAUCAGGGCCCUCUUUGAGCAGAGCUCCUUCCUCAGAGCAAACCCGACCCAGGCAGACCACCGCAAUAGACAGCAUCCAGCAGUCCACCACUUUGGUGGCAAACAUUCUGGAGAGUGAAGCCGCCUCACCUCCCUCCACCCCCAUUCCCCACCGCAAACUAAUUAACAGCCCCUCCAAUGGAGAGAGUAGGGCACGGGCCAAUCCAGCUCAGCCUGGGUUUUCUGAGGACCCAGCUGGCCCCACGACAACUAAGCCCCCCCUGGGUGAGGAUCCAGGCGCUGAGCCUGGAGUUUCUAUCGUCCCCUGGGCUAGAGGGGCCCUGCAGCAGGACGCAGUAGUGAAGAGCAGCAUCCCCAGUUCCACAGGCCCUGUAAAUGGAGUCACACCCCAUUUACUCUUGACUGCAAGAACAGAGACCAGGACUAGGGGAGAAAACCAAGCCUUGAAGGCCCUUCCUUUUGGGCGUGACGAUGAGGCAACACCCACACCUGACGAUAUCCCUUUAAUAUUUGAGCCACUGGAUGAUGCUCUGUCAGAGAUGGUGGCUACUGCUGCCCCCAGUGGCACCCAACAGGUAUUGCAGUUUUCUGGCAUCACAGCUGACACCCAGGACAUCCUAACAGGGCCUGAACUCAUUACCACAGUCAUUGUUGAUGGAGGUCCCUCCCCGUCAGGGGCAGCCCGCCCUACCCUGCAGACCUCUGGAACCGAGAUUAUGGAAGCACUCAGUCCCUCCACAUCUCUCUUCACUGCACCUCCUCCAGAGCCCCCCCUGGACGAUGGGAUCCUGUACACUGAGGAACUUGGCAUGACUGACACUCCAGCUGGGACUACUGAAGGCUCUCCCAGUUCCUUCAGAACCCGGGAACACAAGAAUAUAGAACUGUCUCCAACGACAAUUGUAGCCACGGCAACUAGCAUGUCCCUGCCCAGGCACAAAUCAGAGGAGCCUGAUGACAAGGAGACAGGGGAGUCAAAGGAAGCAGGAAGUGAGGAAGACGUAUCGGAGGUCAUGACGGUGGCCCACGUACGCCCCACCUACAGCCACAUCCCAUAUCACUUCCACCCGGGCUCGAUCUGGGUGCAGCGCAACCAGGGCCUCGUGCACAGCUGGGUGGAAAAGAUCAGAGACAAGGCAGGUUACGUGUCUGGAAUGCUGGCGCCCGUGGGUAUCGGCAUCGCUGGGGCCCUCUUCAUCCUGGGCGCUCUCUACGGCAUCAAAGUGGUGCACCGCAGAAGGAGGAAAGGCUACAAGCGCCAGACGAGGAAGCACAGGGAAUCAGGCAGCAGGCAGGACCGGGUGAUGCUCCUGGCUGACAGCUCAGAAGAUGAGUUCUGACUGCUCAAAAAUGCCUCUACCGCAAGUCCAGCGAUAAGCCACACCCCCUAAGUCGGUUUCACCUUGUAGUUUCCAUGGCAACGGCUGUGGGAUGACCCUUAUUGCAUGCCCUUUCUUGGACCCCCAAGCUAGGGAGGUGGAGAAACUGAGAAACCCAUUAGGAGCUCUUGUCUCCUUGCCCACACUGUUGUGGAAAGCGUCAGGGUUCACAUCCUAGAAAAUCAUCAAGCUGAUGUAGCACUUUACAGGUAGCAGUGCUUAAUCACCAGUGAGUCAUUUCCACACUCAGACACGCAGGCCUGCAAGCACAGCUCUCCACAGAAGCGUUCCAGCUGAAUGAAUAGGGAAUGCUUUUGCUUAAAUGUGGCACUAUAAAAUGUGUUCAGUGAUUAUGAAUGUGGGGAUGUGAUUCUCAUUGUUAUUGUCAGGACUGAAAUUCACUGGUAAUAAUGCACACGUGAAUAAUCUAAUUUACUGCAUUAGACAGGGGAGAGCCAUCUAGUCAGAUUGCACAGAGUAGAUUGCAGAAUAGAAUCACACUCAUUAUAAAUUACUUAUGUUUUUUUAGUUUAGUUUAGUUUAUUUAUUUGACUAUUCACUUUAAAAGGACAAUUACAUGGUUGCAAACACCAAUGUGCAUGCACAAUUAAAAGAGUAUCAAGGAUAACACAAAAAAGUCACAAGACUUAUUUCCAUUGUGGUCCUUGCUGUAGCUAAAUAUAUAUAUGGAAUUGUUGCAUUUUGUUUUUAAAUAGGCUAUUCAUUGUAAAUAUUCAUUGUAACCAAAUACAUAUGCCUUUGAUAAUAUUGCAACUCUAUAGAAGGGUUAUAAAGAGCAACAUGCCCUUUUUAUGAUUUUUGUAUGAUUUUUUUAUGAUUAAUAUUGAUAAAUUACUGGUGUAAUUGGCAACUUAUUGAUAGCAAGGCAGUUCAGACUUUUUACAGUACAAUCCUUGGUCAAGUAACAAGUGAAUAUUACUUGUAUCUAAAAUAUAUGUUUAAAAUAAACAUAUUUACCAAUAUUCAGAACAAAAAUAUAAUUUUGAGACAUUCUAUGUUUUGGUAUCAUAAUUGAAAAUUCGUACGUAUCUACAGGCGUGGUUUCUAAUUUUAUUGCCAUCUAAAGAGUGUGAAAUGUUCAUAUGUAUAUAUGUUUGACCCAAGUAUGGUAUUCAUAUGUCUAAAAUGUUUGUCAUGCACAUACCUUAAAAUGUAUUAAGCUUUUAUCUUGCCAAGUAGAAUCAGUAUUGUCUUCCUUAAGAAGCAUGUGGGUAAUGGCAUCUGAGUGAUUCCUAUGCAUGCACUGUGUACCUCAUAAAAGUAAUAUCAGCUGGAGAAUGAUUCUGCUGUAGCCCUCAGUACAUGGCAACAGGCAUCCUGCUGCACACAGCUUGCAGGUUACUAUGGCCAGUAUCGUACAGGAGGAAACCUGUAUUGCAGAGCAGGGCUACGCAGUGUACAGAUCCCUCACAGGGACUAUGGUGGUGUCAUCUUUGACGUCUUCAUGGGUCAGGGUAUGAUUUUCUCAUUUUCAGCAUUUGGAUGGGAAAUGAUCAGCCAGUGAUUGGUAGAUAGGAGUGAACCCUGCAGAACUGUGCUCUCCCACUGUGCCUUUGCUUAGUAUUCAGUAGCCAGUGGGUUUCUCUGAAUGACAUUUUGUAAAAAUGAUAAACAUUCAUGUCAAAAUGGCAAGUUGAACUCCUAAGCUCUUUAAAACACCUGUUGGGUAUCAGAUUCUCUAAUUCUUAAGGUUAAUUUAGAAAGGUGGUGUAAUAAAAAACAAGAAAGUAGCCUAAGGCGCUUGCUGUAAAUGUUGUUUUGCAGCACUUCUUGUUAGGUGGAGUGGAGCGCUGAGCGACAGGGGGCGGGGCCUCUGGGGCCAGGGUCGGCAGCAGGAGUGGGCGGCAGGUGGUCCUGCUCUUUCGGUUGUUAUUGUGGAGAAUGCAGCCAGUGUAGUGCCAAAAAAUACCGCUGAUGUUGUGUGAAUACUAAUGUCUUUGCCCUGCUUGCACUGCUUCUGUGUCUGUCCAAAUAAUACAAUAAAUAGAAAAAAACGAAAA